AUGGUUGCACCCAUUAUAACUAGUUCUUCACUCGCAUCCGGGAUUACCGACGAGAACGAAGAUAUGAUCCUAUUCUGCAAAGCUGAUGGAUUUCCAUUACCGAAUAUAWCAUGGACUAAAGGCAGUAGCCCUAAGGUUAUUCACACAGGGAACACUUUAAUACGUAAAGCAACACCUGAAGCUCAAGGGACAUACAAAUGCUCCAUAUCAAAUGGAAUUGGACCCAUAAAAACCAAGGAUUUCAAUGUYACUGUUAUUGGCUACUGUGCACAAAAUCAAUGUCAAACUGGUUCCCAAUGCAUAAGCACAAAGAAAUCGUAUGUCUGUAAGUGUACUCGUGGAUUGACAGGACAAUUUUGCGAAGUGGAAGAUCGCCUCAAUAAAAGGUUUCGUGUUCGCUUGGUAUUUGUCAAACCAACAUGGAGUCCUCAGCUGUAUAACAGGUCCAGCACGGAAUUCAAAGACGUAGAGGAAAACAUUUGCUCCCAGAUGAAAAUAAUCUAUGGAGACAUUUUGAAAGGCUGUGAAGUGAUAACGUUGAAACCCGGAAGCCUAGAUGCUGARAUUGAACUACAAUUCAGCCAAACGUUGACUCAAAGCGAGUUGGUAAAURYCAUAAAGAAUGCCACGAUUAAUGGCACAAAGUUGUCAAAUMGACUUGUGUUGAAGAACUCGGCGAACGCAAUCASAGCAUCUGCUGUUGAAUCACCGUGUUCAAGUGAGCCUUGUAAGUUUGAUAGCGUGUGCAAGGUAGAUGGCAACAGUUAUAAGUGUGAAUGCAAACUAUUCAGAUAUGGACAAAAUUGUGAAAAAGGCAUUGGAUUGCUACACGGUGUAAUGUUCAUCGUGGCUGUUGUGCUGCUAAUCCUAGUCAUCCUCAUGUUGAUUUGCCUUUACUGCAGACUAAGGGAAGGCGGGAAAUAUGUUACAAAUCAAACGGGWUAUGGAUUAGAGCAAAAGCACGUGGGRUCAUCGGUUAACUAUGCAGUAGAUGACGUGAAAAACGAAAGUAAUGAUGUGCAACAAGGAAAAGAGGAAAGUGAAAGUACCUUUGUUUCAUUUAACAAGAAAAUCAAUGRCCGAGAGYCAGUCACGGCAUCUUAUGCGAACAUUGUCGAUGCACAUAAUGAURCACUUCGGAAAUCACCCAUUGAUGACGAGCAAGCCGAUUAUGAAAAAACCGGGCGMGUUAUCUAUGAAAACGUAAGCAUYRCGAUUAUUUAUAUAUGCAUCUUUCGCUUCUUUGARAGCAUUCUGCCRGAGUGA
This is a messenger RNA of Exaiptasia diaphana, 1266 nucleotides long. RefSeq lists its product as uncharacterized. Gene Ontology annotation, cellular component: plasma membrane; protein-containing complex. The coding region runs from base 1 to 1266 and encodes 421 amino acids. The transcript is spliced from 11 exons. Gene Ontology annotation, biological process: heterophilic cell-cell adhesion; establishment or maintenance of epithelial cell apical/basal polarity. Lineage: Eukaryota; Metazoa; Cnidaria; Anthozoa; Actiniaria; Aiptasiidae. The record is from RefSeq and is a predicted model, not a curated record.